UUAUCAGUUGUUAUCUUUUGUGAUAAAGGGAUUCGUGACAAUAAAUAAUGUAAUUGCUAAAAAGGACGUAUAAUAAAUUUAUAUUUGUUAUGUUAGUAUUUAUUAGUUUAAAAAGCAUAUAUAUUUAUAGUACCUAAUAUGGAGAGACCACUAAUAACGAAGUUAUGGGUGAUAAAAUUUUGUCUUAAAGUUGUGUAUCCAAAGUUCAACUGCAAUAUUUUUUUAGUGUAUCUUGCAAUUAAAUAUAGAUACCAACAAAGUAAAAAAAUUGUUUCUAAUAUGCAUCAGUUAAACACCUUACCUCUAAAUAUUUUAAAGUCUAUUUUAACUGAGAAUAUACCUGAAAAGUAUGUUUCAAUUCUUCUACAUAAAUGCAUCAUCAUUUCAAAGGAUACCUUUAUUGAUUUAUGUGUAGAAAACUUUUUCUAUGUAGAUAAUGGUGUUCUGUGGGUCACUCUCUCACUCAAACCUGCUUUAAAAGCAAAAAGAAAAGCUGAAGGCAGUGCUAGAAAUGAUGUACUAUCUAGGUAUAACCUAAAUUUAGUUACUGCUGAGAUUCAUAAAAAACUAUGGACAGAAAGAUCAAUCGAAUCUCCUGAGAAUGUAAGAGUUGUACCUGUGGUUGGAUCUAAAUUAAUACAGGAUAAUGAAGCAUAUACAAGUGAAACAGAAUUCAAUAAUAUACAGACUUCGUUGGGUCUGAAAUAUUCCCCAAUUGAGAUAAUUUUUCAACCCAUGAAAUCAUUUAAUUUAAGUCCAAAGAUAGCUGCCUCAGCAGAAGUAAGCCUGGUUGUAUAUGAGAAUGACCUACACAAUGAUUUUCUUAAAGAAAUUCUAAGCAAUUACUUUGAAAUGCCAAAACUGGUUUGUAUUGGUGAUAUUAUAUGUAUAGACCUCACUCCUGAACUUACUAGAGAAUUUCAUUAUAAAUAUUUAGAUCUUGUUGAAUCAAGUGGUAGAGUCUACUUCAAAUGUACAAAAAUUUCUGGAGAAGACGGGAGCUGUGAGACACCCGCAAAUACUAUAAAGGCAUUUUAUGUUGUUAAAAGUGUCACUAAGUUAAGUUUAGGGGAUAAUGUACAUACUGCUAGACCAAAAGAUCAAUAUUACACACUAGACACUAAGAAUGCCUUGCGUGCAUUCCAUACAUGUCCAUUGGGUCUUAGAGAAAAGUUUAAUCAAAUCCAAGAAACCAUACAACCUUUUAUCACAGGAGAAAUAAAUGACCUAUCAUCCUCCUUACACAGCCCUAUUAUGCCAAUGGUACUUCUUACUGGCUCAGCGGGAUCAGGAAGACAUAUACUUGUUAAAACAUUAGCAAAACAUAAUGGGCUUCACUAUAUACAAGUGGACUGUAAUUCACUACAAAGUUCAACGGCGAAGCAAACGGAGAGUAAAAUAUAUUCAGCAAUACAAAAAACCAAGCACAGUGCUCCAGCAUUGCUUCUACUUGACAACUUUGAGGCAUUUGCAGUUGAUCCAGAGAAUAAUGAAGACCAGAGAGUAAUAGAAUAUUUUAUUAACAGUGUAACAGAUUUGUAUCAAAAUUACACAAAGCAUCCAAUAAUACUAAUUGCAAUAACUGAAGCAUUAGAUUUAAAACCAAAUAUCGUGCGGCUAUUUUUGGAUAAAAUUCACAUACCGAAAUUAAACUCUAACCAAAGGUAUGAGAUGCUAGAAUGGUUUGCAUCAAUAAUGGAUUUAAACAUAGACAAUGCAAAUUUGAAAGACUUCAACCAAAAGCCCACAAUUCAGCGAUCCGAGUCUGACGUUUUAAAUAAACAUUCGAAAGAGGUUUUACAGAGAUUGGCAUCGAAAACUGAAACUUUUUUGUAUGGGAAUUUGGAUACAUUGAUGCACUUCGCUUUGAGAGAAUCAUAUUUGAGACAGGCUGAAAACUAUUUGCAAUUACCGACGGAUCCUAAUUUACAUAUUGUACAUGAAGAUGACUUUAAUCAUGCUCUUGAGGCCUUAAGAAGUUUGCACAGUCAACAUCUAGAUGCGCCAAAGAUACCCAAGGUGUAUUGGGAAGAUAUCGGUGGGUUAGACAAGUUGAAGAAGGAAUUAUUGAAAACUAUUGAAUUUCCUAUCAAAUUUCCACAUUUGUUUAAAAACUCGUCAUUGAAGAGAUCAGGCAUAUUGCUCUAUGGUCCACCAGGCUGUGGAAAAACUUUAGUAGCCAAAGCUGUUAGUACGGAACUGAAUGUUAGUUUCAUGAGUGUUAAGGGCCCAGAACUAUUGAACAUGUAUAUCGGACAAUCAGAGGAAAAUGUUCGAAAAGUAUUCGAAUCGGCGCGAGCUUCGUCACCGUGUAUAGUGUUCCUCGAUGAGUUGGACGCGCUUGCGCCGCGACGUGGAGCCGCUGGAGACUCAGGCGGGGCCAGCGACCGUGUCGUUAGCCAACUUCUGGCUGAACUCGACGGUGUUACCAGCGGUGAAGAUGCGGAUUCAUCCAGUUUCGUGUUUAUAAUGGGAGCUACAAAUCGUCCAGAUUUGUUGGAACAAUCGCUUCUUCGUCCCGGCCGUCUUGACAAGCUGAUCUAUGUUGGACCAUAUUGCGGGCUCCAGGAGAAGACUUGUGUGCUCAAAGCACUCUGUAGGAGCUACAAUUUACGAGACGAUGUGGACUUAGAGAAAGUAGCUGCAGCACUGCCGGAUCGCUGCACGGGUGCUGAUUUGCUGCACGUUGUGUCAGUAGCGCGCUCCGCUGCCAUUCGCGAACUAAUCUCUAGGCUAAAUGACGGUUUGAUAAAAGAGACCGAUUUGAAUGCCGACAUAGUUGUGUUGGGUGAGCAGCAGUUAUGGGAGGGGGUGGAAUCAUUUAGACCAUCGGUGACGGAAGAUGAACUUCGAUACUACGAGUCAUUACAGAACAUUAUGUGAUUGUACAUAUAUGUGAAAUUAUUUUAAAAAAUAUAUAUAUGUUUGUUAUAAAAUAAAAUAUGUAUUGUUUGUU
This is a messenger RNA of Leptidea sinapis, 2956 nucleotides long. RefSeq names its product peroxisomal biogenesis factor 6 (gene Pex6). Gene Ontology annotation, biological process: protein import into peroxisome matrix. NCBI's taxonomy places the organism in Eukaryota, Metazoa, Arthropoda, Insecta, Lepidoptera, Pieridae. Gene Ontology annotation, cellular component: cytosol; peroxisomal membrane. The record is from RefSeq and is a predicted model, not a curated record. The coding region runs from base 139 to 2883 and encodes 914 amino acids. Gene Ontology annotation, molecular function: ATP hydrolysis activity; ATP binding. The transcript has 10 exons.